Molecule: messenger RNA, 1172 nt
Organism: Gavia stellata (red-throated loon)
Lineage: Eukaryota; Metazoa; Chordata; Aves; Gaviiformes; Gaviidae
Gene: NCF1
Product: neutrophil cytosolic factor 1
Exons: 12
Coding region: 1-1164 (387 amino acids)
Biological process (GO): superoxide anion generation; respiratory burst
Cellular component (GO): NADPH oxidase complex; cytoplasm
Molecular function (GO): protein binding; phosphatidylinositol binding; superoxide-generating NADPH oxidase activator activity
Source: RefSeq, a predicted model, not a curated record
AUGGGGGAUGCCUUCAUCCGGCACAUCGAGCUGCUGGGUUACGAGAAAAGGUUUUUCCCCAGUCAGCACUAUGUCUACAUGUUCCUGGUGAAGUGGAACGACCUCUCCGAAAAGCUCGUCUACCGCCGCUUUACCGAGUUAUACGAGUUCCACAAAGCGCUAAAGGAGAUGUUCCCUAUUGAAUCUGGCGACAUCAACAUGGAGAAACGGAUCAUCCCGCACUUGCCAGCCCCAAAGUGGUUUGACGGGCAGCGCUCGACGCAGAACAGGCAGGGCACGCUGGCUGAGUACUGCUACACGCUGGUCAACUUGCCCCACAAGAUCUCCCGGUGCCUGCACGUGGUCAACUUCUUCAAGGUCCGUCCCGAUGACAUGAACCCCGUCACGGACAGCCAGAUCAAGAAGCCCGAGGUCUUCCUCCUGCCAAAGGAUGCCAAGAAAAACCUCAGCGACAUCACGGGCCCCAUUGUCCUGCAAACCUACCGAGCCAUCGCUGACUAUGAGAAGAGCUCCACAUCCGAGAUGGCUCUAAAAGCUGGGGACAUGGUGGACGUCGUGGAGAAGAGCGAGAGUGGCUGGUGGUUUUGCCAGUUGAAGAACAAACGGGGCUGGGUGCCAGCUGCCUAUCUGGAGCCGAUGGAUGGUCCCGAUGAGUCUGAAGAGCAGGAGCCCAACUAUGCAGGUGAGCAGUACGUUGUCCAGAAAAGCUACACAGCCGUGGAGGAGGACGAGCUGACCCUCAGGGAGGGUGAUACCAUCGAAGUCAUCCACAAGCUCCUCGAUGGCUGGUGGGUCGUCAGGAAGGAUGAAACCACGGGUUAUUACCCCUCCAUGUACCUGCAGAAAGCCGGGGAGGCGAACACCUCUGUGAAGAGUGAGCUGAGGAACCGGAGCGCUCCUCCACGAAGAUCCACCAUCCGAAAUGUGAAGAGCAUCCACAAGCAGAGCCGGAAGCAGAUCAGCCAGGAGACCUACAGGAGGAACAGCAAGAAGUACAUCCAGAGCCAGAGGAACAUGAAGGAAAAUUUCCAGAAGCCAGGCACCGUUGAGAAAAACGAGCAAGAGGAGAACAAGCCCAAGGCUCAACCUGCUGUUCCUCCCCGUCCCAGCAAAGACCUCAUCCUGAACCGCUGUACCGAGAGCACCCGGAGAAAGAUCCUGUGAGGCCUCAG